AUGAAAGAACGCACGGAACGAAUAUUAUCGAGAUGUAAUGAGUAUAAACAAGGAAUAUGUGUGCAUUGGCACAACAGAUCUACACCAACAAUAAACAUAUUUAAACCAGAAUUUUUACAAAGAAUUUUUUCCAACACUAUAAAUAUUAAAAAAGGACCACUAUACGACAUGUUCAAACCCUGGAUGGGAAAUGGACUUCUCCUCUCUUCAGGAUCGCAAUGGAGUCACGACAGAAAACUUAUCGGACCAACAUUCUAUUUUAGCGAAUUAAUACAGUUUAUCGAGAUCUUCUCUGAAAAAUCGAAGAUAUUAACAAAGAUUCUCGAAAGAGAACUAGAAACAAAUCCUACAAAACCCAUCGAUGUUUAUCCGUUUUUGGCCAAUGCGUUUCUCGAUAUUAUAUGUGAAGCCGCAAUGGGUGUGAAUAUAUACGCUCAAGAGAGCGACAGCAAAUAUGUUCUACUAGCCAAAAAAGCUUCCGAGAUGGCUAUACAGCGAUUCUUUCGGCCGUGGUACACAUCGGACUUGUUGUAUUUUUUAACACCAACAGGAAAAGAAAAUAAAGCAGUGUUGAAUGGUCUGCAUGAAUUUUCGGAAUCAAUAAUAAGGAAACGAAAGAUUGAACGAUCGAAAACCGACUACGCCAAUCUGAAUAACACAGAUAAUGAUAAUACAAUCAAGCGGAAGAAGGUUUUUCUAGACGUGUUACUGGAUCAGAACGAGAAGGACGAUACCCCGUUAACCGAUGACGAAGUGAGAUCGCAGGUCGACACGUUUAUGUUCGCGGGUCUUGAUACAUCUACGAUAACAGCAACGUGGACGCUGUUUUGCUUGGGCAACAAUUCUGAACAGCAAGAAAAAGUUCACGAAGAACUGGAAAAAGUUUUCAAAACUAAAGACGCACCGAUAACCAUGGAGAAAGUGUCACAAUUGAACUAUCUCGAGAAUGUCAUAAAAGAAUCGCUCAGACUAUAUCCAAGUGUACCUUUCAUCUCCAGGAAAUUAAUAGAAGACUUAAAACUAGAUAACUAUGUGGUGCCAAAAGAUACAAUAGUCGAAAUACCAAUCGUAUUGGUACACCGAAAUCCAGAAAUUUGGCCGGAUCCUCUUAAGUUUGACCCAGAUCGAUUUCUUCCGGAGAACUCGAAAAACAGAAGUCAAUACGCCUACAUUCCGUUCGGUGCUGGACUGAGAAACUGUAUUGGUCAGAAAUUUGCGUUACUCGAACUAAAAGUUGUGCUUUCGUCUAUUCUCAGAAAGUGGAGAAUAAAAAGUGUCAAAACGCACAUUACAAAUAAGUGGUGUAUCACUUAUCAUCCAGGUGAAGAAGUACUUAUUCAUUUCACACCGAAAACUAAUUAG
Molecule: messenger RNA, 1362 nt
Organism: Pseudomyrmex gracilis
Lineage: Eukaryota; Metazoa; Arthropoda; Insecta; Hymenoptera; Formicidae
Product: cytochrome P450 4C1-like
Exons: 10
Coding region: 1-1362 (453 amino acids)
Molecular function (GO): oxidoreductase activity, acting on paired donors, with incorporation or reduction of molecular oxygen; monooxygenase activity; heme binding
Source: RefSeq, a predicted model, not a curated record